Molecule: messenger RNA, 2814 nt
Organism: Gavialis gangeticus (Gharial)
Lineage: Eukaryota; Metazoa; Chordata; Crocodylia; Gavialidae
Gene: REEP1
Product: receptor accessory protein 1
Exons: 8
Coding region: 24-674 (216 amino acids)
Biological process (GO): endoplasmic reticulum tubular network organization
Cellular component (GO): endoplasmic reticulum tubular network; cytoplasmic microtubule; endoplasmic reticulum membrane
Molecular function (GO): microtubule binding
Source: RefSeq, a predicted model, not a curated record
GGCAGAGCGGGGCCCGCAGCGCCAUGGUGUCGUGGAUCAUCUCCCGGCUCGUGGUGCUCAUAUUCGGCACUCUUUACCCUGCGUAUUAUUCCUACAAGGCUGUAAAAUCAAAGGAUAUUAAGGAAUAUGUCAAAUGGAUGAUGUAUUGGAUCAUAUUUGCACUCUUCACGACGGCAGAGACAUUCACCGACAUCUUUCUUUGCUGGUUUCCAUUCUACUAUGAACUGAAAAUAGCUUUUGUAGCCUGGCUGCUGUCUCCAUACACGAAGGGCUCCAGCCUUCUGUACAGAAAGUUUGUACACCCCACCCUGUCCUCAAAAGAAAAGGAAAUCGAUGACUGCCUUGUCCAAGCAAAAGACCGCAGCUACGAUGCCCUUGUGCACUUCGGGAAGCGGGGGCUGAACGUUGCGGCCACAGCGGCGGUGAUGGCAGCUUCCAAGGUGUCUCAGCUCCUUCAUUUACUCUUGUAUUUGGACCAGAAAGAAGGGCAGGGGCAGGGAGCCCUUUCUGAGAGACUGAGGAGCUUUAGUAUGCAGGAUCUCUCCACUAUUCGUGGGGACAGCAGCAGCACUGUUCCUCCUCCCUCAGUCACUGUACGGACAAGCAGCAAACAGAGUCAGCCCAAGCCAUCCAGGAGUGCGUCGGAAAGCGCUGGCAGCUCAGGCACCGCCUAGGAUCCUUAGACCUCGUUUCAGGAAGAAAAGUACCUCAUCCUCUACCACUGAAACGAUGUGAGUGUGAUGAGCCAACAGCACCAAGAUCCACAGAAUGUCUUUCUUCUGCCUUAAAGAGCUACUCGUUAAUACCAUGGAAAACAGCAGCGAGAUGGGUGUGCUUUGCUGUGCAGCGUUGUAGACAUGGCCUUUCUCCCUUCUCUUUUCUUUCCCUUAAGCCACAUGCUACUUGCAUUUACCUGCCUCAUGAUUAGAACAAUUAGGCAGCCACUGUGUAGGUCCCUCUGUUUCAAUUGCAGAACGUGAAACUAUUUAAGCUAACUCUGUAAGGCCGUACAUUUAUCCUUCUGAGUUGUGUUUGCAUAGUUUUAGCUCUGGGAAUGCAAAGGAAAAAAAUACUCAAUUGCACUUGAUGCUAUUAUGGCUAAUGUAUUUAUUUAUGGCUUUACCAUUCAUCAGUUGGACUUGCAAGAGCCACAGCGUUUUCUUUCUUCCCUUCCUCCACAAGACUGCGAAUGAUGUCAGAAAUGCUGAAUUCUUUUGACUGUACAGAAUGUCCGAGACUCAUUAGCAAAGCCUGAGCUGCAACUCCAUUUCUUUUCUAGCAAGUAAAUUAUGUGCGCUCCAGUCAAGUCAUUGUGCUAAUGCCAUAGAGACACAAGGACUUAGAGAUGAUGAGGAAGAGAUGCAUGCAAGCAAAUGGAACUAAUUUCACAAGCCAGAGACAGAGGCGUCUUCAUUGUGAUAAACCUGAGCCAGAAGAAAAGAAAGGGAUAUCUUGUAUGGAAACUGAAGGAGGCUAAAAUUCUGUUGUAGAGCUCUUGGCAAAUCUUUGGCUAGCAGUUGUACGAUCCCUGCAAGCUGUGUUUGUUAUAACUGCUGCAGUGUAAACCAGAAUUGCUUUAGCAAUGGAUUUUCAUAGGGGCAAAAUUCACCCCUCUCGCCAGCUUGCCUGACCUCAGUUCUGGCGUUCUGCUUUGCCAGCCUGAAUGCAGGAAUUUCCAUUCCCAGGCAGAGCAGAGCCUUGGAUCUGAGCUUCCCUGCGUGAGUUGGGGAAGAUUUUGCCUUUUGCAUGGAUUCUGGUUUGAAGUGCAAGAGUCUGUAGUAUCCACAUUUAAAUGAUAAAUAUGUAAGAACGGGAAAAAGUUGUAGGAUUUGUGUAUUUGUGCUUAAAGUGGGUGUCUCCUGUGAGUGUAAAGCAUGUGAAAUUCACCAAUAAGUCAAUUAUGUGACUUUUGUGUUUGCUCUUGGACUAGACUAGAAAAACAUUUAGUAUCAUGUAGAAGUCACCAUCGAUAAUUGAUCAGUGAACAAACUCAGUUAAGACUAGUAUCAUUGACCCUAGUUCAGGUUCAGAAUUAGUUCAGGAUGCCAACAACUGUGUGAAGAAGGAUGAGAGAGAAGUAUAUCUGAGGUGGCCUUUUGAAAUUCUCUGUCAGACAUGCAUUCAUGUUCUAGGCUUCUAACUCAGCUUAAGGUAAUGCCAGAGGUUCCUUGAAUAUUUGGGAAGUAAACAUUAAAAUGCCUGCACCCAGAUGUGUACAUCAUGCUGGCCAGGAAGUAGAAAGGACAAAAGGGCAUUUUCUGUGACUGUCAUCAUAAGACUGGCUACCUGAAAAACGUAUUUUCCUUAUCUGCACUGAGUUGUUCAUGCUCUGUAAAGGAUUUGUGCUCAAAAAAGGCAUUAAAUGUAUAUUUGAGAAAGGAGUCAGUCAUGAGAACCUGCUGGGCAAUAUGCUGCGAGGAGCUUGGCUUGCAUAUUUAAUUUAAGCAGCUUUCAUAGGCAAUUAGAUUUUUUUUGGCCAGAUUUAGAAAAUAAGAGACAGUGCCUGCAGUGUUAGCAGAAACAAGAGUUCCUGUUGCAAGCUAGCUUCCAUUUUUGCUACUAUGCAAGAGGAUGCCAUAAGAUAAAAGGACAAGUUUGCACUCAGUUAUGCCAAAAAGAAAAGAAUCAAGCCACACGAUGCUGGACAGACUCUGCUCUCAGAUAGGCUGUAUUCAUGCUCAUUCUUGCUCCGAUUAUUACAUGUGCGUCUGAUCUGCUGUUUUACUGUAAACUUGACUGUUUAGAUUUUCUUAAGUGCUGAGGUGAAAUUGUUGACAAGGGAGUUGCCUUAUCUCUCGAAGACAUUCACUGUAU